AUGUUUCUGGAUUAUUCUGGAUACGAGGCCCUUACUGAAAUUAAUUCUUCCUUUGGGAAGUAUAUCCUGUUAUUGCAGCGGUUUGAAAGUUGUCGGGGCUUGAAAGGCCGGCUUGAAAUGCUUAAGGAUUUGGGGAAAGAAUUCAAGAUAUUUGAGAAGCUGGAUACAGAUGACUUCAGAAAAUCUAAAAAUAUGGUUCACAGAUUUUAUACUAUGGUUAUCUCUUUAAAGCAAAUCAUGGAAAUUGGACCAUUGAUCAGGCGCAAUCCUGCUGUGUUAUUUGUCGAAUUUGAGUGUCCGGUAGAAGACUGUCUGGAUGAAUUGGAUCCGUUGCAUCCACUGAACAGGGUCUACAUAUUCAUUCAUAAGCAAUGGACCUAUUAUUAUCAAUAUUAUAUAGUUGAGAAAGUAAAGAAAUUAAUUCUUAAUAUGGUUCCCGUAAAAGAAGAUGAUUGGAGUAUUCUUCAUAAAGUUGUUUAUUCUGAAGGGUUCGUUGAAAGGCAAUAUAAAAAGAAGCAAUACCUAGGUGACAUCUACAUUCCACAACCAUUAUUAAAAAGUAAUAAAAUUACUACUAUGUCCAACUUUUCUCAACUCACUAGAAUCUCCAAGGUUCGGGUCUACAGGUUCGACGCUGCAAUAGUGUGUGAUGCUAAUAAUUACAACAAAAAAACCCUGAAUGUCAAAAAGCUUGAAGAUACAGAGCUUCCCAAUCUUAUAUGGACUCUGGAACCUGAGAAAUUUUACGUUGACAUGAAGCCUUACAAGGAACACCAGGAGAGAAAGAAAUGGAGAGAAGAAGCCAAGCUUAAUAUGCAAGCUGAAGAACAGGAGAACAGCACUUCGAAGAACAGUGAAAACAACAUUGAAGAACUUGAAGCAUCAGCAGGAUUGAAAAAUAUCAUUAAAACUCCCCUUGCCAAUAAGGUCGUUAAUAUAAUUAAUAACUACGCUGCUGUUGUAACAGGAUAUGUAACAGAUGUAGAAAAAAUAAAUGAUAGCAAUCAACGGAAGGAAGACGAUAUACCAGAAAUAUCAUACGGUGAGAUAGGUCAAGAAUUCGGAAGCCAACUUCAAGUUAGUUCAGGAACAUCGAUGGAAAAUGCGUGCUUCCAGUCCAGAUUCCAGAAUAAUUAUGAAAAUGAUAUAUCUUGGAACACAACCAUGCGAGAUAUAGAUCCAGUUUACAUGACAGAGCAAUGCGCUAGGGUUUGGAGAAAGGAGCAACAAAUGUUGGGUUUGGAGAAAGCUAAAGCUUUUGAAAGAAAACUUCAUAAAGACACGAUGAUAGUAAGCAAAAAACAGUUCGAAGAACCAGGUAAAGAUUCGAAAAGACGCAAAAGAGUUCAUAAUGUCACAUCUAGAAGAAUAAUAGCAACCACGGCCAGUAAACACGAUGAUUUUAAGCAGGAAAAAUACUGUUAUGAAGAAGAAACACAUGGCCUAAUGAGAGACUACUUUAAGGUUAAGCUCAACAUAUCAGUUCAUGGAAACCGAAUGCAACGAGAAAAAGACAAGAGAAGCCAUGCACUUACAAUAGAUAAUAACUCGAACAAUUUUGAGAACAUCAACAACAUGACCAAUAAAACUCAAGAAGUUGGACUAGCCAGCUUAACCGAUAUCCACUUCAAGGAUGUCGUAAUUGUAAAGUUUAGAGGCUUCAGGUCCAAACUUAGAAAGCUUAGAAUAAAUGCCUAA
Saccharomyces mikatae IFO 1815 is the source of this 1698-nucleotide messenger RNA. RefSeq lists its product as uncharacterized. NCBI's taxonomy places the organism in Eukaryota, Fungi, Ascomycota, Saccharomycetes, Saccharomycetales, Saccharomycetaceae. Bases 1 to 1698 code for a protein of 565 amino acids. The transcript has a single exon. The record is from RefSeq and is a predicted model, not a curated record.